Molecule: messenger RNA, 1707 nt
Organism: Epithele typhae
Lineage: Eukaryota; Fungi; Basidiomycota; Agaricomycetes; Polyporales; Epitheliaceae
Exons: 2
Molecular function (GO): protein binding
Source: RefSeq, a predicted model, not a curated record
CCGUUCAACAAGGCUUCUGCAGACACCAUACUCCGCACUGUCGAUCGCGUUGACUUCCGUGUCCGCCGAAGUAUCCUCGCCGAGGCAUCUCCUUUCUUCGAGGACAUGUUCUCCCUCCCCCAGCCGAUCGCCCCCAUCGAUGCAAACGGCAAUGGAGCGAAUGCGAUUCCCAUUGUCCACGUGUCAGAAGACAGCAAAACCCUCCGAAUGCUGUUGCUGCUGUGCUACCCGGUGAACAAGCCGGACCUGGUGUCGUUGGAGGAGAUCGUCCCGGUGCUCGAGGGCGCACAGAAGUACGUCAUGGAAUGGCCCGUCACCCUCCUCUCUCGGAUGCUUCUAGCCCUCGUCCCCGCCCAUCCUCUCCGCGUAUGGGCCGUCGCCUGUCGAACGGGGCUGCAGGACGUUGCCCGAUGCGCGGCCAAGGAGAUCAAGAAACUCUCCCCUGACCAUGCCUCGACUUCCCCUUUCUUUGAGCCUGCCCUCAGAAAGAUGGUGGAGAGUUUGGGGGGUAAUGUGUUCGAUAGAGUCACCGCCGGCCAGUUCUUCCGUCUUCGGGAUUAUCUGCGGUCGCCAAGUAAAUAUACGGAGUUUUGUCUCAGCCAUCCCACCUCUCAGGCCAUUCAACAGAAGGCGGUCGUGGUGCCGCAGAAACUCUCUCAGCCAUCACUGGUAGCAGUGGGACCAGCGUUUCCUCCUCACGACAUCAUAGUAGAAUCUGCAGAAGGCGUACAGUUCAAGGCGCACCAGCUCGCGCUGGCCCAAAACUCCCCCAUUCUCUCAGCUCGCGUAGCGUCGGUGCUGUCGAAACACCACACACAACAGGGAUCCGACAUUGACCCGUCCUCCUCACUUCCCUGCUUGGCUUUGGACAUCCCGUCACAGACACUGUCCCCCUUACUUCUCCUCUGCUACGGGGAAAACGUCGACAUGGGCCUCGAAGAGUCAGUCACUGUCAUCGUCGAAGCGGACAAGCUCAAAAUGACCCGCAUAUCGGUGCUCGCCAAGAAACGUUACAGCGACGGCUGGGCUGUCCGUCGACCGGUUAGUGCCUACUUCGAGGCGAUAUCGCAAGGCGCGGACCCUGGCAUUGUGCAGGAUACACUCCGAAAGAGCGUCGAGGGGUCAUGGCUCGAGACAUCAUACUCAUACUCCGCGAACAUGGAACGCACCCCCGCACUAGCGUACUGCCGCUUGCUCGAGUACCAUGAAGCGUGUGCUAAUGCCGCAUGCGCAAGUAUCCUGGCCGCUCGAUCCCAGUUCUUGCCCGAUACCACUACCCUUGGCUCCCCAGACGUGGCGCCAGCUCUCCACCCAGCGACCUCGGCGCCGUGGUUGAGCGCGCUCGACCGCACUACCCUUGGCUCCCCAGAUGUCGACGGCUCACCGUCAGCUCUCCGGCCAGCGACCUCGGCGUGGAUGCGGGAGAGGCUCACCCUGGCUCACACGGAGAUCAGCCGCAACACACGCGCUCCAGGGGGCAGCUUCGACGACCUCAGCGUAGGAGCACUGUUGAGAGCGCUCGACCGCAGUGCGCACCCCGGGUGCUAUGGCAUCGACUACAGCGAACUUGCGUCUGCUGAAAGUCUACGCGACCCUUCCUCAAGAAAUCAGCGACGCUGUUUCCAAAGUAAGUCUAUGCUUUCACAACGUUCGAUGGCCUUGUCAUUUACUAUAUUCUCUUGCCAGGUACCUCUGCCCGUGACUUAG